UUCAUUCAACUUCGGAGCUAUUGGGGUCAAUACAACGUGGAACAAUAAUGUCAGAAAAUCGAGAGGUUACUUUGGCUGACUUUCAGGCUUGCUCGGGGAUUGAGGACGUUGGUGAGGCAAUUAUGCAUCUUGAGAAUACUAAUUGGGAUCUGGUGGCUGCUUUGAACAAUGCGAUGCACCACGAUACACAGCAAUUACCAUCGGAAAUGAGUCCAGACAUUGAGAUGAUGGAGGUUGUACAGGGAGUGCCAGUUGUAACAUUUUCGUCAUCCUCAGAUGUGACAAAAAACAAAAUACAACAAAGUCAGCAAGAUUAUUUCGCCAAGCCCGGAACAAGCAGCCUGAAAAAGUCGAAAUCUACAAUACUCACAUUCAACGUCAAAUAUUUGGACCAUAUUUAUAAAAUUGAUAUUUCAGACAGCUGCACGCUGAGUGAUCUAAAAGAUGCUAUCUUUAAGAAAACCAAUGUUGUUCCUUGUCAACAAGAACUCGAAGGAUGGAAUAAGGAGGGGCCAAAGACAAAUAAUGUGAUGCUCCAAAGUUUGAAUUUGCCGGCCGAAAAUUUCUUAAUGCUCAAUCCGAUAGUAGAGAUUGGAGAUUCUACUUUAAACGCGAUUACACUAUCAGAUCGUCUAUCACAAACAUACAUGCUAAAUAUAAAGGACGAGGUAUACAACAAAACUUACAAUUUAAAAUAUCCUGGUACAGCGUCAGUUCUAGACGUUAAAACUGGCGUUUUCACCUUAAUCGACGUUCCAGUAAGAAAUCAACAGUGGAAAGGCUGGCCAACCACCGUUGAAGAUGAUAAGAUAAAUCUAGCACAAAGUGGAAUAUCGUUUCCAGAGCACAAUUUAACUGUGUCUAAAAUGCCAAGUAAAGAAAAACCAGUUGUCGAUCUAGUGAACAGUGAUAGCUCUGCCGACGAAAAUGAAGAUGUUGAGGAAUUCGAAGACGCUCCAGGGUCUUUUAUCAUUGAAGAUGACCAGUUCAUUGAUAAUAUUACUCCAGCUAAAAUCCUACGCUUAAUGCCAGAUAAUGUUGAAGAUGAGACAAUGGGGACUCUACACUUUGCCGAUCAAUUUGAGAAACGUUACGGUUCAGCGCACCCAAAAUUUUUUACUGGAACUUUCGACGAAGCUAUCAAAGAAUCAUGUUUAAAACCUGCUAAAGACCGUAGACUCCUAGCUGUCUAUUUGCAUCACGAUAACAGCGUAUUAACUAAUGUUUUCUGUACACAACUAUUAGGUUGUGAGACAGUUCUGCAACUUUUAUCAGCAAAUUUUAUUGUGUGGGGAUGGGACUUCACAUAUGAGAGUAACAUGCAGAAAUUUUUCCACUCUGUUACCCAAUCUUUGGGAAUGAUUGGCUCUGAAGCUGUACGGAAUAUUGAUGUUGACACUUUACCUGUACUGAUGAUUCUAAUGAGGUCGAGGUCAACAACAGAAAUUUUUACCAUUGUAAACGGCAAUGUGGGAGUUAACGAGUUGCUGAUAAACUUAAUUCAUGCAGUGGAUGUUUUCCAGGAACAAAAAAGUGCCGAUAUUGGAGCGGAAGAGGAGAGACAGGCAAGGGAAAAGGUUAAGCAGGAGCAGGAUAAAGCAUAUCAGGAGAGUUUAGCUGCAGAUAGAGCUAAGGAAGAAGCAAAACGGCUUGAGAAACAGCAAAAGGAACAAGCAGAGAAUGAGAGACUUGCUGAGGAGGCGAGAAAAGAAGCCCAUAGACUUGCGGUAGAAUCCAGCUUGCCGGCAGAGCCCGAUGCAGAUUCGUCCGAUGGCGUUUUGAAAAUCAAGGUCAGACUACCAGGAGGGAAGUUUUUAGAACGCAGAUUCCGACCGGACACACCAUUACAGACACUUCUCAAUUUUCUUAUAGUCGAAGGAUAUCCUACAGAAGAGUAUAAGGUCUUGUCUAGCUGGCCUCGAAGAGACCUUACAUUUAUGGAUACCAAGCGCACGCUAUCGGAACUCAAAUUCUGCACACAAGAGACCGUAAUUUUAGAAGAAAGAUAAGUUGUUAAAAAUGUUUUUCCUACG
Molecule: messenger RNA, 2033 nt
Organism: Fopius arisanus
Lineage: Eukaryota; Metazoa; Arthropoda; Insecta; Hymenoptera; Braconidae
Gene: casp
Product: Fas associated factor casp
Exons: 6
Coding region: 48-2009 (653 amino acids)
Cellular component (GO): endoplasmic reticulum; nucleus
Molecular function (GO): ubiquitin binding
Source: RefSeq, a predicted model, not a curated record